Messenger RNA from Miniopterus natalensis, 1761 nucleotides. The record is from RefSeq and is a predicted model, not a curated record. Lineage: Eukaryota; Metazoa; Chordata; Mammalia; Chiroptera; Miniopteridae.
AGUGCUCUAACCACCGAGCAACACCAGCCAGGGCAAACAGUUAACUAUUUUUGGUACACUUAAAACAGAGGUUGAUUUGCUUUGCAAAUCUUUAAAAACAAUUCUUCAGUUUUGGCCAGUGUGAUAUCUAUUAUCCCUGGGUCCUGAGCAAGCUUUCCUUGGCAGGAUAAUUGUGGAAAGGCCCUGGAAGCUUUCAGGCUUUGUCCUGUUGUAGUCACACUUCUGUAAAGGAGUCUCACUAAUGGUAGUGGAUGGUUGCUCUUUCCCUGUCCCACAGGCAUCCCUGCCUGGUCCCUACCCUUGCCCCUGCCUCAUCUCACUGUGUGGAACUCCUGUGUCUGGUGGAUGCAGGGCUAGGAGGGUAGUCUCAAUCUGAAUUGUGUCACUGACUUGCACUGCAGCUUGGGAGCUCCACCCUGAUCCCGGGUGCCCACUUGCCAGGAGUCACACUUUUCCAAGUCAUUCCAGGGCCUGAUGUCCUGGGGCAGUUUUCUUUCUUAGAGGCAGUUGGAUGGCAUGUGCUGUGUUCCCAUCUUGAAAUUCUAAGGCAAACUGUUUUUCAGAUGAAUUUCCUCUGCUGACAACCAAACGUGUAUUCUGGAAGGGUGUUUUGGAGGAGUUGCUGUGGUUUAUCAAGGGAUCCACAAAUGCUAAAGAACUGUCGUCCAAGGGAGUGAAAAUCUGGGACGCCAAUGGGUCCCGUGAAUUCCUGGAUGGCCUGGGAUUCUCUAACAGAAAAGAAGGAGACUUAGGCCCAGUUUAUGGCUUUCAGUGGAGGCAUUUUGGGGCAGAAUACAAAGAUAUGGAUUCAGAUUAUUCAGGUCAAGGAGUAGACCAACUGCAAAAGGUGAUUGACACGAUCAAAACCAACCCUGAUGAUAGAAGAAUUAUCCUGUGUGCUUGGAAUCCAAAAGAUCUUCCUUUCAUGGCCCUACCUCCAUGCCAUGCCCUUUGCCAGUUCUAUGUGGUGAAUGGCGAGCUGUCCUGCCAGCUGUACCAGAGGUCAGCAGACAUGGGACUAGGCGUGCCCUUCAACAUCGCCAGCUACUCCCUGCUCACCUACAUGAUCGCACACAUCACCGGCCUGAAGCCAGGUGACUUUGUACACACUUUGGGAGAUGCACACGUUUACUUGAAUCAUGUUGAGCCGCUGAAAAUGCAGCUUCAGCGAGAACCAAGGCCUUUCCCGAAGCUCAAAAUCCUUCGAAAAGUUGAGACAAUUGAUGACUUCAAGGCUGAAGACUUUCAGAUUGAAGGGUACAAUCCUCAUCCAACUAUUAAAAUGGAAAUGGCUGUUUAGACUGCUUUUAAAGGAGUUGUUUAAGGGAUACUGUCAAUCUUUCAGGGUGGGGCUGGAUGUUUAGGUUGAAGUUCUUCGUGCUCAAAAGGAAGAAGGAACUAGGUAAAAAAUCAGUUAGUAACCUAUUAUUAUUCACUAACUUAAUGCUGUUGCCACUGACAAAUAUUACUUUACUGGUUCUCUUAGUAAUAAAAGGCCUUAACUGAGUGAGGAUGUAUGAAAAUGCUGAGAUUAUGAAUCAGGUGAGGAGAGUAAAAAUGUAUUUACUCUUAGCAAAAACAUGUACGUGCAUUUCAAUCCCACGUUUGUAUAAAGAUCAAUAAUUUCAAGAAUUAUAAGCUAUUCCCUCACAUUGCAGCAAGUGGAAUAACAUUAGUCAUGAUGAUGUGUAGUUGGUGUGGUAUGAACAUUUAAGGCUUUAUUUGUUUUACAUAUUUUCAUAAUAAAGUGUUCUGCAUUCA